This is a messenger RNA of Elaeis guineensis (African oil palm), 1393 nucleotides long. The record is from RefSeq and is a predicted model, not a curated record. Lineage: Eukaryota; Viridiplantae; Streptophyta; Magnoliopsida; Arecales; Arecaceae.
UUUACACCCAGCCGCCCUCGCUCCCCGUCCUCAUCUCCACUCCUCGUAGCACUGAGGGAGAAGCGAACGAGAGAGCGGGUGAAAGAGAGAACAGAAGAAGAAGAUAGCUGCGAUCAUGGGCCAUCAGGAUAAAAAGGGAGGAGGAGAGGACGGAACGAUCACCGUUGUCUUGAACGUCGACCUCCAUUGCGAGGGAUGCGCCGAGAAGUUAAAGAAAUCCGUCGAGGGAUUCGAUGGUAAUCUCCUCUUGAUUUCCCUGGAUCCAUCUCGAAGCGCUUUGGUUCGAUUUGUCCGACCGUGGAAUGUCUACAAUUGUACAGGGGUGGAACGGGUGAAGGCGGACAUCGGUGAUGGGAAGCUGACGGUGGUGGGGAAGGUGGAUCCGUCGAAGCUCCGCGAUCGGGUGGCCGCCAAAACCCAUAAGGAGGUCGACCUCGUCUCCCCCACCAAAACCGUAAAAAAGGGCGCCGGCGACUCCGAAAAGCCCCCCGCCGAGAAGGACUCCAACGAGUGCUACUGGACAACAUGCACGGUGCAUGGGGUUUCGACGGUGGUGCUGAAGACUCGCAUCCACUGCGAUGACUGCAGCAAACGGAUUAGAAGGAUGAUUUGCAACAUUAAGGGAGUGCGGUGGGUGAUGGUGGACGCGCAGAAGGGUCUGGUGACCGUGAAGGGGACGAUGGACGUCCAGGAGCUGCCUGAGGUGCUCAAGCGGAAGCUGAAUCAGCAGGUGGACACUGUGCCGCCGAAGAAGGACGACGGCGGGGAGAAGAAGGACGAGGGUGGCGACAAGAAGGGGAAGGGCGGCGAGAAGGAGAGGAGCGGCAAGAAGGAGACCGUCGUCGGCGGUGGUGGCGGCGGCGGAGGACGGAUGAACGACGGCGGGAAAGCGGAGGCGAAUCGGAUGGAGUACUACGCGGGGUACACUUACGGCAUCGAGAAGGAGAACGGCGGCCAGAAGGAGACCGUUGCCGGCGGCGGCGGCGGCGGAGGAUGGAAGGACGACGGCGGGAAAGCAGAGGCGAAUCGGACGGAGUACUCCGCUGGGUACACUUACCGCAUCGAGAUGGUGCACGCGCCCGAGCUGUUCAGCGACGAGAACCCCAACGCCUGCUCCGUUAUGUGAAACGGAAACGGAAACGGUUUUAUAUUUUUCUAAUUUGGGUGGUUUAGUUUUUCCUUUAUUGGAAAAACCCCUUAAAAUAAAAUAUAAUUAAAGAAAAUAGAGAAAAUAAGAUGUUGAUGCAAAUCCUUUAAAUGUUGUAUGGGAAGAGAUGAUAUUUUAGAUUAUCUUAGUGAUGUAAGUUAAGUGAUGUGAUUAUCUUGUUUGGCAUUAUAAAAUUUCAUCCAGUGAUGAAGGGUCAGUGAUAAAUUCGGCAAUAUUAUUACUGCU